Molecule: messenger RNA, 750 nt
Organism: Homalodisca vitripennis (glassy-winged sharpshooter)
Lineage: Eukaryota; Metazoa; Arthropoda; Insecta; Hemiptera; Cicadellidae
Product: perlucin-like protein
Exons: 5
Coding region: 10-705 (231 amino acids)
Biological process (GO): biological process involved in interspecies interaction between organisms
Cellular component (GO): external side of plasma membrane
Molecular function (GO): carbohydrate binding
Source: RefSeq, a predicted model, not a curated record
UCCUCAGCUAUGAACUUCGCCUUGUUAGGAUCAUUGUGGUUCUGUUUGAUUAUUCAUGUCACCCGCGCCUCUGUUAAAAAUAACAGCUCUGUCGUUGUAGUUCAAUGCAUAACUAACGUUGACUGCGGUGAACUACUGACAUGUAUAGACCUAACAUGUCAAGACCCAUGUCCCGGGCCCUGCACUGGUAAUGCUACCUGCGAGAUCUACAACCAUGUACCGUACUGUGCCUGCAAACCUGGCUUCUCCGGCAACCCCUUCGCCGGCUGUCAGCGAGUUCCAGAAACUCAAAGAGGUUAUUUAUUACCAGGCAGCAGACCUUCUGGCACAAAGGUCUACAGAGUGGAGCGCUUUUUUAAGGUCAAUUAUUUUUCUGCACUUCUUUAUUGCACGACCCAUGGUGGAAGAUUGGCGAGGAUUGAGUCAAAAGAUGAAAAUAAAUUAAUCAAAGAUGUGAUUAAUAAAACAGGUAUACGUAACGCAGAAUUUUGGACAUCUGGGACAAACUUGCCCAUGGGACAAUGGGUCUGGAUGUCUUCCAGGGAACCGGUGCUUCCAGAUUACUCGGACUGGUGGCCUGGAGAGCCUAACAAUGCUGGAGACGAACACUGCUUGGAGCUCUGGGAGAGGGAUAGCAGGGGCUAUAAGUGGAACGACAAAAGAUGUACCGAGCAACUUUACCCGAUAUGUGAAUAUUUUGAAUAAGACUAGAAGGUUAUUUUUUACAAUAAAGCCAAUUCAAACAUGGAA